GCAGGCUUGCCUUUCAGUGGCUUUGGAACUGUAUUAUUAGUAUAUCCUCACAAGUUUGCAGUCUUAACAUAUUGAUGGGUCAUUUGUGGUAAUUCCUUGUUCUACAAGGAAGUACAAUAUGUAUAUAUGAGUAGGAUUUUAUAGUGUUUUUAUAACAUCAGAACAAACACAAUAGGGUUACAGUAACUUGCAUGUUUGGAUGCCUAAUCACUAAAGAAAUAUUGAAUGACCUCACCUCAGUUUUUGCUUAUUCUGUAGUUCUCCCUCUCACCAACAGAUGUCUCCGUCGAUCACUGAUUGUCAGGCUCAGCACAUGCUGGAUCUCUUUACACAGAUGUUUUCUAUAGGAGACUCUGGUUGGCUCUUCAACAGCAGGGGGAGGCACAAGCAGCCAGUGCUUUAUAUCCUAAAUCGGGCUCUUUACUCUGGCCAUAAUCAUGUAGGCUGCUUUCAGGCAGGAGCCAGCCUCAUCCUCACACUGAUCUCAGACCGCAUGAGGAGUAGGGAUGGCCGGGGGACGCAGAGGACUGGUGGCCCCUCAGAACACUUUUCUGGAGAAUAUAGUCCGCCGCUCUAAUGACACCAAUUUUGUUUUGGGGAAUGCCCAAAUUGUGGAUUGGCCUAUUGUCUACAGCAAUGAUGGAUUCUGCAAGCUGUCUGGUUACCAUCGUGCUGAAGUCAUGCAGAAGAGCAGCACAUGCAGCUUCAUGUAUGGGGAACUCACUGACAAAGAAACCUGUGAGAAAGUCCGCCAGACCUUUGAGAACUAUGAGAUGAACUCCUUUGAAAUACUCAUGUACAAGAAAAACCGGAUGCCAGUGUGGUUCUUCAUCAAAAUUGCUCCCAUCCGAAAUGAACAGGACAAAGUUGUACUUUUUCUCUGCACCUUCAGUGAUAUCACUGCAUUCAAGCAGCCUAUUGAAGAUGACUCAUCUAAAGGCUGGGGUAAGUUUGCUCGCCUGACACGGGCGUUGACCAGCAGCCGUGGUGUUUUACAGCAGCUGGCGCCGACUGUCCACAAGGGCGAGAACGUCCACAAGCACUCCCGUCUGGCCGAAGUACUGCAGCUAGGCUCAGACAUCCUCCCACAGUAUAAGCAAGAGGCUCCGAAAACGCCUCCUCACAUCAUCCUGCACUACUGCACCUUCAAAACUACCUGGGACUGGGUGAUUCUCAUCCUCACCUUCUACACGGCCAUUAUGGUCCCCUACAAUGUGUCCUUCAAGACCAAACAAAACAACGUCACCUGGCUGGUAGUAGACAGCAUUGUGGAUGUGAUUUUCCUGGUGGACAUUGUGCUCAACUUCCACACUACCUUUGUUGGACCCGCUGGGGAGGUGAUCUCAGACCCGAAGCUCAUCCGAAUGAACUAUGUGAAGACCUGGUUCGUCAUUGACCUCCUCUCCUGUCUUCCAUACGAUGUCAUUAAUGCCUUUGAGAACGUUGACGAGGGCAUCAGCAGCCUCUUCAGUUCUCUGAAGGUGGUGCGUUUGUUGCGACUCGGGCGUGUGGCCCGCAAGCUGGACCACUACAUUGAAUAUGGUGCGGCGGUGCUGGUGUUGCUGGUUUGUGUGUUUGGCCUGGCCGCCCACUGGCUAGCCUGCAUCUGGUACAGCAUCGGUGACUAUGAGGUCAUAGAUGAGGAAGCCAACAUGGUCCGUACGGACAGCUGGCUGUAUCUUCUGGGAGAAUCUGUUGGUACACCAUAUCGCUUCAAUGCCAGUGGCACGGGGAAGUGGGAAGGGGGUCCCAGCAAAGAUUCGGUCUACAUCACGUCAUUGUAUUUCACCAUGACCAGCCUGACCAGUAUUGGCUUUGGGAAUAUCGCCCCCACCACAGAUGGAGAGAAGAUCUUCGCCGUGGCCAUGAUGAUGAUUGGCUCUCUCCUUUAUGCCACCAUCUUUGGUAAUGUAACCACCAUCUUCCAGCAAAUGUAUGCCAACACCAACCGCUACCACGAGAUGUUAAACAGCGUGAGAGACUUCCUGAAGCUCUACCAGGUUCCCAAGGGUCUCAGUGAGAGGGUCAUGGACUAUAUCGUCUCGACAUGGUCUAUGUCCAGAGGAAUUGACACUGAUAAGGUGUUGCAAAUUUGCCCCAAAGACAUGCGUGCAGACAUCUGCGUUCAUCUCAACAGGAAGGUGUUCAAAGAACAUCCGGCUUUUCGUCUGGCCAGCGACGGCUGUUUAAGAGCCCUUGCCAUGGAGUUUCAGACCAUCCACUGCGCCCCGGGCGACCUCAUCUACCACGCUGGUGAAAGCGUGGACAGCCUCUGCUUUGUGGUGUCAGGGUCUUUGGAGGUCAUCCAGGACGAUGAAGUCGUUGCUAUUUUGGGAAAGGGAGAUGUAUUCGGGGAUGUGUUCUGGAAAGAGGUGAAUUUAGCUCAGGCUUGUGCAAACGUUCGUGCACUGACCUACUGCGAUCUUCACAUCAUCAAGCGUGAUGCUUUACAGAAGGUUCUGGAAUUCUACACAGCCUUCGCCGGCCACUUCUCACGGAAUCUGGUGCUAACCUACAACCUGAGGAAGAGGAUUGUCUUCCGUAAAAUAAGUGAUGUCAAACGGGAAGAAGAGGAAAUGCUGCGAAGGAAGAAUGAAGCCCCUCUGAAUCUUCCUCCAGAUCACCCCGUGCGGCGUCUCUUCCAGCGAUUCCGCCAGCAGAAAGAGGCCCGUCUGGCGGCAGAGCGAGCAAGUCAAGGAGAACAGGAUGUCGAGAAAGGCAGAGUAGAGACUAUGGUGCCAACUAGCAUCAUCACGGUCACUGAAAGUCCAGCCACUCCAGUUACGUCUUCACCCACUUCAUCAUCAUCAUCAUCAUGUCGAGCAAAAAAUUACACUCCCAUGGCUCCUAAUGGAAACUAUACAAGAAAUAAGUCAGCAGAACCACUCAAAAACAAAGGCUGGGGUCGGUUUAAAGAUGCCACAGCCAAGUCUAAUCUCUCCUGGUGUCCUGUGUCCAAAGCAGAGUCCAUGGAAAUGCUACCAGACAGGACUAAGUUGCAAGAUGAACUGUCCCUCAAGAAGACGGACUCGUGCGACAGCGGCAUCACUAAGAGUGACCUGCGACUCGAUAAUAUGGGUGACGGUAGCACUCGAACCCCUCAGGAUCGGAGCCCUAUCCAGCCUGAGGGGAAACGAAUGUUCCACCCCAUUCCUGAACACAGUCUUCAGACCUGCUUUACGGAACUGAAGCAGGAGCUACAAGGAGACAUUCACUCCCUCAGCAGCAGAAUGAGCGCGCUUGAAGCGCAGCUUGCAGAGAUGCUCCGUCUUCUCAAAGACAGAAAGACCUCAGGAUCUUCGAACUUGUUUGACAUAUCAAGGCCGGACUCUCCAGAUUCAGAAAAGGAUGAAAUGUUCUCCUAGCUGAGUUUCAUGUCUGAUACAGUGGGCUAAAGGGAAGAAGUCCAAGCCAAACUGACCUCAACUAGUAUUUUACUUUAAAGGUGAAGUAUGCAAGAUUUGUUAUGUUAAAAUACAUUCUCUUAACCAGGGGCCGUAUUUACAAAACAUUUUAUCUUACCAUUAAGAGUUCACCUAAAUGGCAGUAAAAGUUCUUAGCU
Messenger RNA from Megalobrama amblycephala (Wuchang bream), 3562 nucleotides. It is a transcript of the gene kcnh1b, whose product is annotated as potassium voltage-gated channel, subfamily H (eag-related), member 1b. The transcript has 11 exons. Gene Ontology annotation, molecular function: delayed rectifier potassium channel activity. Gene Ontology annotation, cellular component: membrane. NCBI's taxonomy places the organism in Eukaryota, Metazoa, Chordata, Actinopteri, Cypriniformes, Xenocyprididae. Bases 507 to 3365 code for a protein of 952 amino acids. The record is from RefSeq and is a predicted model, not a curated record. Gene Ontology annotation, biological process: potassium ion transmembrane transport; regulation of membrane potential.